Messenger RNA from Pieris brassicae (large cabbage white), 974 nucleotides. RefSeq names its product probable N-acetyltransferase san (gene san). The record is from RefSeq and is a predicted model, not a curated record. The transcript has 3 exons. Gene Ontology annotation, molecular function: acyltransferase activity, transferring groups other than amino-acyl groups. Bases 153 to 683 code for a protein of 176 amino acids. Gene Ontology annotation, biological process: mitotic sister chromatid cohesion. NCBI's taxonomy places the organism in Eukaryota, Metazoa, Arthropoda, Insecta, Lepidoptera, Pieridae. Gene Ontology annotation, cellular component: NatA complex.
CGUAUAUUUCAAAUGUUAGAAAAAUCUAAAUUGAGAUUCGAACUCGAGGACCCGAAGAGGAGGAAAGAAAAGGGAACAGUAGAUGGCGGGAGUGAUCUAGUGUGAUAAAAGAUUAGUUAAUAAAUUUUAGUGUAAAAAACAUAGUUAUAAAGAUGACUAGAGCUAAAAUAGAACUCGGCGAUGUGACUCCGCAUAAUAUUAAGCAAUUGAAGAAGUUGAACACCGUUGUAUUUCCUGUUUCUUAUAAUGACAAAUUCUACAAGGAUGUAUUGGAGGCUGGGGAACUAGCGAAACUUGCAUAUUACAAUGAUAUUGUGGUUGGAGCCGUGUGCUGCAGGAUAGACACAUCGGAAAAUUCAAGGCGAUUGUAUAUUAUGACUCUUGGUUGUUUAUAUCCAUACAGAAGAUUAGGUAUUGGCACUCUUAUGGUGGAGCAUGUGCUUAAAUACGUGGAACACGAUGGAAAUUUUGAUAGUAUUUUUCUGCAUGUCCAGGUGAAUAAUGAGAGUGCAAUAGACUUUUACAAAAAGUUUGGCUUUGAGAUUGUUGAAACAAAAGAACACUACUACAAAAGAAUAGAGCCAGCCGACGCUCACGUCUUGCAGAAGACCAUCAGACAAGCAAAUUCAACUCCGUUAGUUAACGGCAAUGUGCCCCAUGCAAAGACAAAUGGACAUGAUUGAAUAUGUAAGAAACUCAAAAAUCUCAACUCAAUUUGUAAGUGCAAGUGAUACUAAUUAAGGCUACUCAGGUCCCAAACAGAAUGUAACUAAAGAAUGGUUGUGGUUUUGUAUGAGACCAUAAUGACUACUUUUUCUAUACUUCCCUGUGGUUCAAGUUUUUUUGUGCCUUUUCUUUCUAGUAGCACAUAUUUCAAGUCAAUUUAUUAAUUUUAAAUGUUUAAGCUCUAGCCAGAAAAGUACCAGUUGCGACAUUCUAAAUUACUUGUUUAAUAAUACUUUUUUUGUAUCUAU